Molecule: messenger RNA, 1512 nt
Organism: Mytilus trossulus (common blue mussel)
Lineage: Eukaryota; Metazoa; Mollusca; Bivalvia; Mytilida; Mytilidae
Exons: 2
Coding region: 83-1258 (391 amino acids)
Source: RefSeq, a predicted model, not a curated record
CAUUAUUGUUCAUAAUCAACAUAUCAAGACAAACAGUGUAUUGUGACUGAUUUAACAUUGCUUUUUCUCUACUGUCUCUACUAUGUCUACCAUGAAUUCCAGAUCACUACUUCGUUUUUGUUCCAUUCUAAUUUUUGUUAUACUUGCUGUUAACUCUGUUCCCCUGAGUUCAGAAUAUGAUUUAAGGGAAAAGAGAGAAGCUGUUCCGUCCGUUAAAGCCGUUAACGUAGAUUUGGAAGAUGGUUUGAGAAAGAAACGUGAAGCUGUACCGUCUGUCAAAGCCGUCAACGUCGACUUAGAAGAUGGUUUGAGAAAGAAACGUGAAGCUGUACCGUCAGUCAAAGCCGUCAAUGUAGACUUAGAGGAUGGUUUGAGAAAGAAACGUGAAGCUGUACCGUCUGUCAAAGCCGUCAACGUCGACUUAGAAGAUGGUUUGAGAAAGAAACGUGAAGCUGUACCGUCAGUCAAAGCCGUCAAUGUAGACUUAGAAGAUGGUUUGAGAAAGAAACGUGAAGCUGUACCGUCUGUCAAAGCCGUCAACGUCGACUUAGAAGAUGGUUUGAGAAAGAAACGUGAAGCUGUACCGUCAGUCAAAGCCGUCAAUGUAGACUUAGAAGAUGGUUUGAGAAAGAAACGUGAAGCUGUACCAUCUGUCAAAGCCGUCAACGUCGACUUAGAAGAUGGUUUGAGAAAGAAACGUGAAGCUGUACCGUCAGUCAAAGCCGUCAAUGUAGACUUAGAAGAUGGUUUGAGAAAGAAACGUGAAGCUGUACCGUCAGUCAAAGCCAUCAACGUCGAUUUAGAAGAUGGUUUGAGAAAGAAACGUGAAGCUGUACCAUCUGUCAAAGCCGUCAACGUCGAUUUAGAAGAUGGUUUGAGAAAGAAACGUGAAGCUGUACCGUCUGUCAAAGCCGUCAACGUCGAUUUAGAAGAUGGUUUGAGAAAGAAACGUGAAGCUGUACCGUCAGUCAAAGCCGUCAACGUUGAUUUAGAAGAUGGUUUGAGAAAGAAACGUGAAGCUGUACCGUCAGUCAAAGCCGUCAACGUUGAUUUAGAAGAUGGUUUGAGAAAGAAACGUGAAGCUGUACCGUCAGUCAAAGCCGUCAACGUCGAUUUAGAAGAUGGUUUGAGAAAGAAACGUGAAGCUGUACCGUCAGUCAAAGCCGUCAAUGUCGAUUUAGAAGAUGGUUUGAGAAAGAAACGUGAAGCUGUACCGUCAGUCAAAGCCGUUAAUGUCGAUUUAGAAGAUGGUUUGUGAAAAAAGCGUGAAGCCGAAAUAUUUUAAUCGUCUAGUGCGGAAUGUGAACAAAUGAGCGUACAUGAAGCUUUGUAAUACAGACAUGAUUAUGUAUAUAAAUGUACGUAUACGUUUCAAUACUUGUGGUCUCGUUUAUUUUAUUUAUUCAUUACGACAGCAUGCGUUUGUUUUCGUAAUAUAUUGUCUUCAUUUUGAUUUGUUGAUUGUCUUUGUUUUGUAAAAGAUUGCUUGUUAUAUAAAAAUUAUAUUCUUUG